GGUCCAGCCAUGGCGGAAAAGGGGCCACCCCAACGGCUCACAACCUCCGGCGAAGAGGCCACCUUUGACCGAAGCAAAAUCCGUCGAAAGAAAUGCAUCCGGUGCUGUGGCUGCAUCGCCGCCCUUCUGCUGAUGGAAGCCAUAGUAGUCGUAGUCCUGAUCUUGACAGUGUUCCGGAUCAAAGACCCGAUCAUAAAGAUGAACGGCAUCAGGGUGGAGAAGCUGGAGCUGGUGAACGGCAGCGCCAGGGUGCGGCCGGGGUCGAACAUGACGUUGACGGUGGACGUAUCGGUGAAGAAUCCGAACGCGGCAACGUUCGAGCACGGCAGCGCGACGUCGGAGCUGUACUACGGGGCGAAGGUGGUGGGAGAGGUGAGGAGCCCGGCGGGGGUGUCGAAGCCCCGGCGGACGGAGAGAAUGAACGUGACGGUGGAUCUGAUGAUGACGGACGAGCUGGGUCAGAACCUAAUUGGAUUGGGAAGUGAAGAAGGGGGGAAGGGUGGGGUGAUGAGCAUUGGGAGCUUGACGAGAGUGGGGGGGAAGGUGAAGAUACUGAAGGUGAUAAGGAAACAUGUGAUUGUGAAGAUGAAUUGCACCAGCACCUUCAACAUCACCACCCAGGCCAUUCAGCAGGUCAAAUGCAAGAGGAAGCUCAAGCUUUAGGAUCCAUAUGCGGUUUCACUAUUAUUAUUAUUAUUUAUGUGGGUCGACUUUAUUUUAUUUUAUUUCUUUUAAUUUUGUAUGCUGUUAAUUGAUCAUUCAUGAUCAAAUUUACUACUAUUUGAUGUUAAAAUAGUCAUCCAUGUGAUCCAACACCAUCCUCAUUCCUUUUAGUCAGGAAUUUUUUUU
Diospyros lotus (date-plum) is the source of this 849-nucleotide messenger RNA. RefSeq lists its product as uncharacterized. The transcript has a single exon. Lineage: Eukaryota; Viridiplantae; Streptophyta; Magnoliopsida; Ericales; Ebenaceae. The record is from RefSeq and is a predicted model, not a curated record. Bases 10 to 663 code for a protein of 217 amino acids.